ACUUCUAUUAUAUUGUUCUAAGGAAGACGAUACAUGGCCGAAACGCAUUUGCUUUCCUGAGAAUAUCUUCGUGUUACGCGGAAAUCACGAGGAAGAAAAUCUGAACCAGCUUUACUCUUUUGUCAGCGAAGUACAUCUCAAGUUCAAGACAAAGUCAGCUUCACCAGCGGAAACAUGUUCUAUGUACGCACAUUUCAAAGCAGUCUUCGUCAAUCUGCCUUUAGCCUGCUUGAUAGGCGAUGACAUUCUUGCCAUGCAUGGCGGUAUUAGUCCAUUAUUAGGGAGUCUUAAGGACAUACAAAAAAUAGAGCGUCCUAUCGAGGAAUUUGUCAAAGGUACAUUAGCUUGUGAUUUAGUUUGGUCAGAUCCAGAUACAGACGGAUUUUGUGUAGCGUUUCGAACAUCAUACUUCCUUAGGGAAUCAACAGUAGGCAUUGGUCAGCUGUUUUCAAAGGUUGCCGUUGAGGAAACUUGUAAUCGACUGGAAGUAAAAAUGAUAAUUCGUGGACAUCAAGUAAGUUUGAGUCUGACUCGAGAAAGAGUGCCGACUGCGGAAAGGGAUUAUAUAUGGAGGAAGAAGCACAGACUUGUAGGACCUUGCCCCAGGCACAUUAGGAGUAACGGAGAAUGCAAAUGUUAGGU
Cylicostephanus goldi is the source of this 642-nucleotide messenger RNA. NCBI's taxonomy places the organism in Eukaryota, Metazoa, Nematoda, Chromadorea, Rhabditida, Strongylidae. The record is from the annotation of a GenBank genome assembly.